This is a messenger RNA of Drosophila ficusphila, 1211 nucleotides long. RefSeq lists its product as uncharacterized. NCBI's taxonomy places the organism in Eukaryota, Metazoa, Arthropoda, Insecta, Diptera, Drosophilidae. The record is from RefSeq and is a predicted model, not a curated record. Bases 221 to 589 code for a protein of 122 amino acids. The transcript has 4 exons.
UCUUGGCGUUCACAUCGAGAGCGGCAUCAGCAACAAGUAAAUCAAGCCAAAAGGAUCUGAUCAUCGAUUCAACUAUUAAAACUCACAGCAAACAGUUCGCGAUAUAAUCAGAUUAUCAAAUUUCCCGGCGCCAGUUUUCUCCAAUUUACCGACGCCAAUUGAAUCGCCGUCCAUUUCCCAACUCAUUCAGUCGCAAAGUAUCGUCCUAUACCGCUACAAAAUGAUGAAGUUCGUGCAGAUCCUGUUGUGCUACGGCCUCCUGUUGACCGUGCUCUUUGCCCUCAGCGAGGCUCGUCCUUCGGCGGGCGAGACAGGACCCGAUUCGGAUGGACUCGAUGGCCAGGAGGCUGAGGAGGUGCGAGGAGCCUACGGCGGAGGUUAUGACAUGCCGGCCCAGGCAAUUUACCCCAACAUUCCCAUGGACCGACUGCAAAUGCUCUUCGCUCAAUACAGACCCAACAGUUACGGCGCCUACUUGAGGAGUCCCACCUAUGGCAACAUGAACGAACUUUACCGGCUGCCCGAGAGCAAACGCCAAGUUAGAUACAGGCAGUGCUACUUCAAUCCCAUUUCCUGCUUUAGGAAGUAAAUCCCCAGCCAGCCAGCCGGAGGAUUAUCCAACCAACAUCCUACAGAUCUUGGAUAGAUUAACAAUUCAAGCAUUUCCACCAACCAAAAAUAAGCCAAACACGAACUUUAGCAUAAUGGAUCAACAACAAAAACCUAACGCAAAUAUCUAGUGCAAUUAAACUAAAGCUAAGACUCAACUAUAUCCGUUUAUAUAUAUAUACAGAAGUUUAUAUGUGUAACUUAUCUAUUUAAAUGUCUAAAAAUGAUUGAAAAAAUGUUCCAUUGUAGUUACCAAAAAAAUAAAUCGUGUAUUUAUUUGAAUAUUAGCACAAAUGUUACAAAUUAUAUUAUUUCGUUUCUUGAUUUUCGCUUUGCAUAUGGUGUGGUAAAAUAAAAUACAUCGCUUUCCGAAGCUAUUCAUGUAUUAAGAACAUAUUCGAAAUAAUAACGUGCUUUUGUAAAUUAAAGUGUCCCAGCUCUUGUAUAAUACAAAACACUAUUAAAUAAAACAAUGAAGAACGCGAACUUGGAGUCAUUUAAUACCUACAAAAACUAUACAUGUAAAAUAAAUUCCUAAAUUAAUGUAAUAAUGUUAUAAUCAUAUACGUAUGAAAUAAAUGCGCCCAAAUGUUAGAAAAAUA